AACGCAGGGGAAAUGCACCUUAAGCCUCAAACCAGGGCUCCUCUUCCACCCCGCCCUGAAAAGGGCAGGUUAACGUGGAAGCCCUACCUGGUAAAACCCGCUGCGGUUCACCUCACGCGAAAUAAGGAGGAACCCGGUAUCCUGCAAGGAGGGCCCGGUUUAUCACAAUAAUACCUACGACUUUUUACGUUUGCGUUCGUUAAAUAAAAUCUGCUAGAGUAAAAUUAUUAUUCUAGCAGAAGUUUCAUACUAAUUUAACUGUUAUUUAACAGGUCAAGUCUUCCCAUGUAAACACAGCUGUCCAUUUUGUAAGCAAAUUGUUUUAACAAAAAAACAAAACACGUGGUUGCGUUACCCUAUAUUGCAUGGUGUAAGAGAAUCACCGAUCACUUUCUCUUCGGUCUUUGGUUAUUGACCGGUUAAGUAUAAACAAUCAAAACCUUUUCUAUCGACUCCCAGAAGGGUUAAAAAUAAUAAAUCUUAAUUUAACUAGUCACUCCCGCUACAGUGCGAAUCUCUCGUGAACUUUAAUUUUUUUAAUUACAUAAUUCGAUCAUUAAAUCAUCCUAUGAUUAUGUGAAUAAUUACAUGACUUUUAUAAUAAUUUUCUAGUUUUUUAUCAAUAUUUAGAUAGACAUAGACAUUUUUUACAGGUAUAUAAAAAUAAGUAUGUGUGCGCGCGCGCGUGUGUGUUUAUGUGUUUGAGUAUGUACGACAAUAUUAUACGAUGUACACGUGCCCAGCCAUACAACAAAUUAUUAUCGAUCUUGAGAUCUUAAAUGGCGAGGCCUAUGAAAUGUUUUUAAGAAAUAAAGUCUUCGGCAUUUUUAUUAAAGUACCAUUAGCGACCAGUCCAGACUAGCGUAUGGUUUACCAGCACGAUGGCUGCCCGCACACUUUAGAAUUAAAGUACGCGAAUGGCUUGACAAUAAUUUUCCAAACCGAUGGAUUGGCAAAGGAGGACCUAUUCCUUGGCCGGCGAGGAGUCCAGACUUAACCCCUAUAGACUACUACAUCUGGGGUCACAUGAAGAGCCUAGCGUGUGCGACGUGUCUCCGUCACUCAUACCAACAAUCGACGAACUAAAAAGGCGAAUAAUAAUUGCUGUCCAACAAAUAAAAUUAAUUUGUCAAGUGGUGUCGUUAAAUCCGAAUUACGAAAACGCAGACGUCUUCGCACAAGAAAAAGAGUAUAUUAUUUUGAAAACAUGCUAUAAAAUAAUGUAAAAAUCACCAGCCACAUUACUAUUAGUUUUUGCUUCCUAACUUCUCCUCAUCUAAUUAAACCACCACUAGAGUCAUAGCUAGAGACUAGUGGUGGUUAAAUUAGCGCCCAGUGUGUUAAUUAUCACGCUUUUCUCUCUUAACGAUUAACGCUACUCAAUAGGUAGGUAUAACUUCACGCGCUAACACGAUUCACUGGUGAAAUUCCAAAACGAUUUAACGAUCCAACGACCAAACGAACGAAACGAGACCGCGGCCACAGUGUGACCAGAUUAAGCAGAAUUCUGCACCUUUAGCAGAUUUGACUCCCCAUUUGUGGUCCAGCAUAUUGUGUCGCAGAUCUGAAAUGAUAUCAGUUUUUAGCAGAACUUUAUCAUGUCUUAGCAGAAAAUUAGCAGGAUCAGACACUGGUUACUUUUGCGCAGUUUAUUUUGGUUACACAGUAUAAAAUCACUCUCAAAGUGGUGUGAAAAAUCUACCAUUCUUAAAUAAUGCACUUUUUUUCUUAGUGUUGCUACUUAGGUAGAAUUCAAUGGAAAUCCCUGAAUAUCGAUAGAUAUUUUAUUUCAAGUUGUAGUACUUGUUGCAGAGUUCAUCGUAGUCAUCCAUCUUCAGUCAGUUGUGUCGUGCGAGUUAAAUUUAUUAAAAAUGAAAAGAAAAUAUGACCAAAACUAUCAUUCUAAGUGGGAAAAGGAACCUCUGUUUCCAUCCUGGCUAUCAAGAUCCAAAUAUGACAAGAAUGCUGCUUUUUGUAAAGCAUGUAAUAUGAAAUUAGUUUCACGGCUAUCAAUUUUGAAAGAUCAUGUAAAUUAGAUAAAACACAAAAAAUGUAUUAUUGGAUAUACUGGACAGUCAUCCUACAUAUAUUUUCUGAAUAACAUUUUUUAUACGUGUCACAAUCAAAUAGAAUAUUACAUUUCGAUUGCAGGUACAAACAUUCUCUGGCAAAACUUCCAUAACAGAAGAGGCAAAGAAAGCUGAAAUCAAAAUGUGUGCAUUUCUAGCAGAACAUAAUUUACCAUUUAGGUUAUGGAUCAUUUGAGUGAAUUAUCAGAAAAAUGUUUUCAUGGCUCAGAAAUUGCGAAUUCGUUUUCGUGCAAAAGAACUAAAGCUGCUGCAUCAACAUACAAUGUUCUGAAACCAGCAGUGGAAAAAUAAUUGCAUGAUGAAUUCGCUUGUUGUGUAAAUAUACGCUCCAGAAAUCCUAUUUUUUCAGUUGUAGUAGAUGAAAGUACCGAUGUCACUUCAUCGAAGGUUCUAGCUGUAAUAAUAAAAUAUUGGAAGGUGGUAGUAUUGCUAAUAUAAAAGAUUUUAAUCCACAUUGCGUGUUCAUAAAAUGUGUUUGCCAUUCGAUCGCUUUGGCUGUAAGUCAUGUCAGUAAAAGUACUUUGCAGUAGUAAGAAGUGUAAAUCGGAUCUUCAAAGAAGUUUUGGAUACUUCGCUCAUAGCAGCAGACGACAGCGUGAAUUUAAAGAUUUCCAAAACUUUUUCAAUUCUGAAAAUCACAAAAUUCUGCAGCAUUCCGAAAUACGCUGGUUAUCACUUCAUGCAUGCAUCAACAGAAUUAUUGAACAAUGGGAUCCAUUGAAACUUUACUUUCAAAGACAAUAUCUGAAAGACAAGAAUAUCUCAGCUGAAUUUUUAUCCCAAAAUUUUGAAGAUGAUAUUAUAAAACUUUACUUUUAUGCCCUUGAUUAUAUUAUACCCAUACCAAAAAUGAAUGUAAUUUUUCAAGGCGACUUCUUCACAGUACAAACAAUAAACAUAUGCUGGUACUACUUUUGA
Molecule: messenger RNA, 3008 nt
Organism: Diatraea saccharalis (sugarcane borer)
Lineage: Eukaryota; Metazoa; Arthropoda; Insecta; Lepidoptera; Crambidae
Source: the annotation of a GenBank genome assembly